AUGGCAUCUGCAGUGUUUAUCCUCGAUCUGAAGGGGAAGGUCCUCAUUUCACGGAACUACCGAGGCGAUAUUCCAAUGAGCGCUGUCGAAAAGUUUAUGCCUUUGGUAUCCGAAGCUGAAGAUGAGCAGGUUCCCUUGCCUUGUUUCACACACGACGGCAUCAACUACUUGUACUUGAAGCACAGCAACCUCUAUCUACUUGCACUCUCGAGGAAGAAUACGAAUGCCGCUUCGAUCAUGCUCUAUCUCCACAAGUUGACACAAGUGUUCAGCGAGUACUUUAAGGAAUUGGAAGAGGAAUCCAUCCGUGACAAUUUCGUGAUUGUAUAUGAGCUGCUGGAUGAGAUGAUGGAUUUCGGAUACCCUCAAACGACCGAAACAAAGAUCUUACAAGAGUACAUCACUCAGGAUGCUUACAAGCUCGAAGUACAAGUACGACCUCCCAUGGCUGUGACCAAUGCAGUAUCCUGGCGGUCGGAGGGCAUCAAGUACAAGAAGAAUGAAGUAUUCUUGGAUGUGAUUGAGAGCGUGAAUCUCAUGGUGAAUGCGAGCGGCAACGUGUUACGAAGCGAGGUGUUGGGUGCUGUCAAAAUGCGGUGUUAUCUUUCUGGGAUGCCUGAAUUACGCCUGGGAUUGAAUGACAAGGUCAUGUUUGAGGCAACAGGACGAGGGAGCAAUUCAGCCAAAGCCAUUGAGAUGGAAGAUGUCAAGUUUCAUCAAUGUGUGCGUCUUUCGCGAUUUGAAAACGACCGAACUAUCAGCUUUAUACCACCCGAUGGCGACUUUGAACUCAUGAGCUAUCGAUUGCAGACCAGCGUCAAGCCUUUAAUUUGGGUCGAAGCCGUUGUGGAAACCUAUUCUGGAUCCCGUGUGGAGUAUCUCGUCAAAGCAAGAGCACAAUUCAAACGCAAAAGCACAGCCAAUAAUGUUGAAAUCGAAGUCCCUGUACCUGAUGAUGCUGAUACGCCAAAGUUUAAGAGUAGCAGCGGAUCUGUGUCGUACAAACCUGAACGAUCAUGCUUGGUAUGGAAGAUUAAGCAAUUUCAAGGCGGCAAGGAAUUCAUCAUGCGUGCUCAUUUUGGAUUGCCAUCUGUACAAGCUGCCGAAGAGACCGAGAAGAAACCUCCGAUCAACAUCAAAUUCGAGAUCCCCUAUUUUACCGUUUCAGGUAUCCAAGUACGAUAUCUCAAGAUUGUGGAAAAGAGUGGCUAUCAGGCUUUGCCUUGGGUAAGAUACAUUACACAAAAUGGAGAUUACCAGAUGAGAAUGCCAGAAAGCAUCAAGGCGAAUAAACGAAACAUCGAUUAUUGA
Messenger RNA from Lichtheimia ornata, 1311 nucleotides. RefSeq names its product AP-1 complex subunit mu-1. NCBI's taxonomy places the organism in Eukaryota, Fungi, Mucoromycota, Mucoromycetes, Mucorales, Lichtheimiaceae. Gene Ontology annotation, molecular function: clathrin-cargo adaptor activity. Bases 1 to 1311 code for a protein of 436 amino acids. Gene Ontology annotation, biological process: vesicle-mediated transport; intracellular protein transport. The transcript has 9 exons. Gene Ontology annotation, cellular component: clathrin adaptor complex; clathrin-coated vesicle. The record is from RefSeq and is a predicted model, not a curated record.